This is a messenger RNA of Sardina pilchardus (European sardine), 1758 nucleotides long. It is a transcript of the gene drc5, whose product is annotated as t-complex-associated-testis-expressed 1. Gene Ontology annotation, molecular function: protein binding. The coding region runs from base 330 to 1691 and encodes 453 amino acids. The record is from RefSeq and is a predicted model, not a curated record. Lineage: Eukaryota; Metazoa; Chordata; Actinopteri; Clupeiformes; Clupeidae. The transcript has 4 exons. Gene Ontology annotation, biological process: microtubule-based movement.
GAAAGCUAAAGAGGGAAACUGAAGAAAUCGCUCCUAGACCAUUUUUGUUAGUUUCUUUAUUCGCUCUUAUAGGCUAAUAAAACUGAGAUUUGCCAAUAGCGUGGGAGUAUUCGGAUAUGAUAACAGUAUAGGGAAUUUACGAGAUUAGCUGUCUGCAUCAAUGUCGUAACGCGGCUCUGUCGUCUGACUAUUUGAUGCAAUAAUUUGCCAGCCUAUUUGCUGGCUAGCUCUCUUUCUAUUAUUUUGGCUAGCUCUCUUUCUUUUUAAUUUUUGAAGGAUUAUAGUUCAGAUGAGAGUUUAGCCUACCUGGAAAUAUUUUCGACACGUCAAUGGCUGAGACUAUUGGAGCGAUUCUCAUGGACCCACCAGUAAUGAGACGCAACCUCGCAGCUGAUGCCAGGAAAAUGAGGCGGAUAAUUGCGGAGGAUCCUGAGUGGUCUCUCGCUGUUGUGCCUCUUUUGACUAACCUGUGCUUGGAACACAUAGUUAGUAACUUCGAAGCAAAACCGAUGCUUGAUGAUCUCCUGCCCAGUCAUAAGGCAUACGUGCUGGAGAAACUGCCCCCAUCCUUGCCACUGGAGGUGACCGCUAAUUUGAUCAGUGAUGAAGGCUACUGGAAGAAAUGCUGUAUGGAGCGUUGGGGCCUAGGCGAUGUCACAGCCUAUGGGAACAGCUGGAAACGUAUGUUCUUCGAACGGCACCUGGAGAUCAUCAUUGACCUCUUUAUCCCCGAUAACACGGAUCCCAAGACGGUUCUGGACAUGGUUCCACUCUGCAAGAACUAUGUAAAGAAAUUGAGCAUCUCACAGCUCCUGCCUCCCAUCAAGGACCCUCAGAAGGCAGAUGACGAUGACUCCUCAGACACAGGCAGUGACUCGGGCUUCGAUGGACCCUCUAUGGACCACUUUGACUUUGGUAUCUUACUGGACAAACUUAUUUACCUAGAGGAGCUGCAUUUGGUGUAUGGGGUCAAAGGGUGUGGCAUGAACUUUGAGUGGAACCUUUUUGAGUUCACAUUCCGAGACUGUGAAUCGCUGGCAAAAGCUCUCAAGUCUUGUAAGACCCUAAGGGUGCUCAGGAUCCAUCAGAGUAAAGUGGACAACGAAAAGUGUCGCCUGCUGGUGAGCUACCUCCUCGAUCACCCGUCCCUGCAAGACCUUGACCUUUCCCACAACCUCAUCGGCGACAGGGGCGCCCGGGCCGUCGGCAAGCUUCUCAACCGGAGCCGGAUGCGCUCGCUGAACGUCUACGACAACCAGAUCCGCGGCGCCGGUGCCCAAGCGCUGGCCUACGCCCUGGCCAAGAACACCAGCCUGCUGACCCUCAACCUGCGGCUCAACCGUCUGGGGGACGAGGGCGGCCAGGCCAUCGCUCAGGCCCUGACCAAGAACCAGACCCUGGUCAGCCUCCAUCUCGGUGCCAACCAGCUGACCGAACCCACGGCCAUAGCUCUCUCCCAGGCUCUGGUGCAGAACAGCACACUGAGAAGCAUCAACCUUUCCUGCAAUAGGCUCGGAGUGGAUGGGGGCAAAGUUCUGGAGGAGGGCAUGUCUCAUAACGGCGCCGUGGUGGACUGUGAUGUCCGACUCACGGGCAUCCAGCAAGAGAGUGAGGUCUGCAUCAGCCAGAUCCUGCGCACAAACCAGAGCAAGACUCGCAAGAAACAAACACAAGAACCCAACAUCAAAUGACCCCCAGAGCACCUAUCUAAUACCUAUUAUCCACAGAUAUGCAUUAAAAAGCACACAUCAUAUUUCA